GCAGUAAAAUUGAAGUGCGACAUCAAGGAGGUUUCUUAUGUCUGACAUCUAAGAUGUUUGUUUAAUUACAAGGGGAUGCAGUUGCUUAAUCCUAAAUUUAUUUCCUCAUGCUAUGCAAAGUAGGGGACUGGAUCUGGGUAUAAAACGGAUGGCAGGAUAGAGUUUUUUACACUCUGCAUGCAUGUUUAAGAGUUGCAUGUUUAGAACAUGGCUCAGCGUAGGAUCGUUUUAGGGAUUUUAUUAUUUUUUUCAGGUCACUUUGGCUUUGUCUCAACCCAAAGCACAAAUGUGUGCAAGACCUUUGGCAGUGGGGUCAUGCAGACUUUCAAUGGGACCAUGUUCCAUGUGAAAACCACAUGUCCUGUAACACUGACACACUUCUCUUAUAAGGGAGUCGACUGUUUCAUCUCUGUGCAGCGUGAUCAAACUGGCAUCAUGAAAAGAGUUGAAAUUUAUGUGAAUAAAAUUGCUACCAUCAUUCAGGAUGGCAUCCUCACUGUGGAAGGAAACAGCAUCUCCCUGCCCUAUGAUCACACCUAUCAGAAAGUGUAUGCAUUUGGCAUUUAUACCAAGCUCACAAGCAAAGUUCUGCCAUUUUCUGUUACAUGGUACAGUUUACCAAUGGGUGUGACAAGAUUCUGGGUGCAACUGGACCGGCCAUUAGUGGAUGGGAUGACUGGGAUGUGUGGGAGACAAAAUAGUUCAGAAACUCGAGCAGAGCUUCUUGAUAGAAAUGUCAUUCAUGAUGACAUAUGUGUGACUGGUGAUUCCCAACCGCUAGAGGAUACGAUUUGUAACGAAUUUAAAUCUAAUGCCAGAGAGUGCCUGGGCAAGAGGCUUUAUAUUUUUGACCAACUGUGCAAGCUCAACAUGUAUAUAAAUAUACAUGAAUCGGCAAAGUGUUCUUUCUAUGAAGAAUUCUUUUAUUUCUGCAAUCAAUCAUAUGCCCUGCAAACAAAAUUGCGGAACAUAACUUCAUGCAAGGAACAUCACUGUCCUGGGGAUCUGCUGUAUAAGGGCCAAGGUGCUGCUUUUCCUCCCACCUGCUCAAACCCCCAGCUUCAGACAGAUUUUCAAACUGCCACCUGUCUUCCUCCAAAUGGGUUGGUCGUGAACGAUCGAGUCGAAAGCUACCACAGUGUUAAGGUGGAGGAUUGUCCUUGUGUGCACAGAGGAAAUAUUUAUGCCCCAAGAGAUAAACGCAGCACAAAGUGCCAAACUUGUGAAUGCAUCGAAGGAAAAUGGAUCUGUUCAGCUAACACCUGUAUGACUCCGUGCAUCAUUGAAGGCUGGUUUGUCACUACUUUUGAUGGCAAACAAUAUUCUUUGCCUGGGACAUGUACAUAUGUGGCUUCAAGGGGACUAAACUGGACUAUAACUGUCAGGUUUUCUGCCAUGACCAUAGAAGAAAUUUACCUUGAUGUGUAUCAGGAACGAUAUAUCUUCUCCUUAAACAGUGUACAACUAAGGGAAAAUGAAAUCACAGCCACAGAUCUGUCACAAACUGAACAUGUCACAGUCUACUGGCAGUCUUCCAUGUUUGUUAAAGUCCAGACAUCUUUUGGAAUGAAGAUGCAAGUCCAAGUUUCUCCUGAAGUUCAAAUGUACUUGUAUUUGAUACAAAAUGUAGUGUCCAAAGGUCUUUGUGGAUCAAACAACAACAACACCGAAGAUGACUUCACUACGAGCAGUGGUAUUGUGGAAAACUCAGCUCAGCCAUUUGCUCUAUCAUGGACACUUGGGGACUGCACAGCAAAUAACCCCUAUUCAUGCAUCAACACUAACAACGAGUUAUUUGCUGAAGAUAAGUGCAGCCAGCUGACAAACACAAGUGGUGUGUUUGCUCUGUGCCAUGAAUACGUGCCCGUUAACUCUUAUUUGGAUGCCUGCAUUCGGAGAACCUGCCAAGCUUCCUCUGGCUUACAGGAGCAUGUGUGUGUUGGCCUGGGAAACUAUGCUAAAGCCUGUGCCAGCCAGGGCAUCAUCAUUGGUGACUGGAGAGCAGAAACCGCCUGCACUCCUUCUUGUGAGAGCAAUCUGAGAUUUGAUUACACCAUGCAGGCAUGUAAUCGUACAUGCCGCUCAUUGUCUGGUACAGACCCAACCUGUGACAUGCCAGAUGACCUAGUGGAGGGCUGUGGAUGCCCACCUGGCACCCAUCUCAACACACCACUCAGGUGCAGCCCUCGUGCCCUUUGCCAAUGCAACUACCCAGGUGGAACAACUCCUCCAGGUCCUGUGGUUAUUGAUGGACGCCAAUGCAUGUGUGAAAAUGGAUAUCUCCAGUGUUCAGACAAUUGCGACUGUCCAAAUGGACAAAUAUGUGUCCAUUGUGCACAAGCACCAGUAAACACAGGGCAAAGGACAUGUGAGAGUCUGAGCAAACCAUCUAGUUCUGAUCUGAGUUGUAUCAGUGGCUGUUACUGUCCAGAAGGCCAGUAUGCAGACCAUAAUGGCAACUGUGUGACUCCAGAGAAUUGCACAUGUGAAUUCAGUGGGAUGGUUUAUGCUUCUGGGCAGGCCGUGGAGUCGAACUGUAAAACAUGCACAUGCAGAGGAGGACAGUGGGACUGUAAAGGAGAUCCAUGCCCAGGAGUGUGUGAAGUGUUUGGAAAUGGACAAUAUAAGACCUUUGAUUCCAAAUGGUAUCGUUUUGAUGGCCACUGUCAGUACACUCUGGUUGAGGACAUCAAUGGGCUAUUUUCCAUAAAUGCGGAGAGUGUGCCAUGUUGCGAUGAAGUUCUAACCUGCUCUCGUGCCAUCUCUGUGAAACUAAAGGAUGAAGUGAUUCUGACCUUGCGUGAUAUGAAUAUAACUCAGAAGUUCCUGGAUGGGUGGCGCUUGAGAGCUCAGCCACUGUACUCUGUCCACACUGUGGGCCUGUAUAUCAUCAUCUCUGUAUCUGAAUUGGGCCUCAGAGUGAUUUGGGACAAGCAAACUAAAGUCACAAUUGAGCUGCAAACUUUCUGGAAUGGUCAAGUGCAUGGACUAUGUGGUGAUUUUGAUGGAAAGCUAAUGAAUGACAUGCUGACGAGGAGCUCCACCGUAGUCUUCAGCACACUGGAGUUUGGGAACAGCUGGAAGACAGCCGUGCCUCCCUGUUCGGAUGUGACCCAGGAACUGUUUCCUUGUGAACGUCACUCAUACUGUGCAGCUUGGGCGCAGCGACGCUGCAUGAUUCUACAAAGUGACACAUUCAAAGCCUGUCACCUAAAGGUUGAUCCAACACCUUACUACCAGGCCUGUAUUCUGGAGUCAUGCUCCUGUGAUUUUGAGGGCAAGUUCCUGGGAUUCUGCACAGCUGUGGCAGCAUAUGCUGAGGCCUGCACAACUCAAAAUGUCUGUAUCAAAUGGAGGACUCCUGACUUGUGCCCGGUCUAUUGUGACUACUACAAUGAAGAGGGUCAGUGCAGCUGGCAUUAUGAAGCAUGUCCUCAACACAUCAAGACUUGUGGGAAAAACAACAAAUUUUCUGGAAAGCUUGAAGGUUGUUACCCACGGUGCCCCAGUGAAAAACCAUAUUAUGAUGAGAACAGAAGAAUCUGUUCGAGUUUAGACAAGUGCACUUGUUACUUCAACUAUACUGUGGUCGAACCUGGUGCUAAUGUGACCACACCAAGUGAAUGCUGUGUGUGCAUUGAGGGGCAACUGAUUUGCGAACCGUGUAUAACAACUACAUCAGCUGCAACCACUGUGACAUCACAAACAUCCUCAGUUACAACAACUACAACAACAAACACACCUAUUAUUACUUCAACAGAGUUCCUUAUAAUAACCGGGACAACAAAGAACCAUAACAGUUCAAGUCCUCAAGUGUCUAAUUACACAACUACACCAGGAAUCACUUCUACAACAACUGAAGAAUCUACAACUACAACCCCAUUUACAACAAUUGCAAUAGAUACAACUUUAAUCACCACAACAACAGCAACAGAGACACCCAUAACCCAAACAUCACAAACAACAGAGCCAGUUACAAUAACCGGGACAACAACAAACCAAGCCAGUCCAAGUCCUCAAGAGUCUACAUACACAACUACUACACCAGGAAUCACCACUAAAACAACUGAAGAAUCUACAGCUACAACUCCAUUUACAACAAUUGCAACAGAUACAACUUUAAUCACCACAACAACAGCAACAGAGACACCCAUAACCCAAACAUCACAAACAACAGAGCCAGUUACAAUAACCGGGACAACAACGAACCAAGCCAGUCCAAGUCCUCAAGAGUCUACAUACACAACUACUACACCAGGAAUCACCACUAAAACAACUGAAGAAUCUACAGCUACAACUCCAUUUACAACAAUUGCAACAGAUACAACUUUAAUCACCACAACAACAGCAACAGAGACACCCAUAACCCAAACAUCACAAACAACAGAGCCAGUUACAAUAACCGGGACAACAACGAACCAAGCCAGUCCAAGUCCUCAAGAGUCUACAUACACAACUACUACACCAGGAAUCACUACUAAAAUGAUUGAAGAAUCUACAACUACAACCCCAUUAACAACAUUUACAACAGAUACAACUUUAAUCACCACGACAACAGCAACAGAGACACCCAUAACCCAAACAUCACAAACAACAAUAACCGGGACAACAACGAACCAAGCCAGUCCAAGUCCUCAAGAGUCUACGUACACAACUACUACACCAGGAAUCACUACUAAAACAACUGAAGAAUCUACAACUACAACCCCAUUUACAACAAUCACAACAGCUACAACUUUAAUCACCACAACAACAGCAACAGAGACACCCAUAACCCAAACAUCACAAACAACAAUAACCGGGACAACAACGAACCAAGCAAGUCCAAGUUCGCAAGAGUCUACGUACACAACUACUACACCAGGAAUCACCACUAAAACAACUGAAGAAUCUACAGCUACAACCCCAUUUACAACAAUUGCAACAGAUACAACUUUAAUCACCACAACAACAGCAACAGAGACACCCAUAACCCAAACAUCACAAACAACAGAGCCAGUUACAAUAACCGGGACAACAACGAACCAAGCCAGUCCAAGUCCUCAAGAGUCUACAUACACAACUACUACACCAGGAAUCACCACUAAAACAACUGAAGAAUCUACAGCUACAACCCCAUUUACAACAAUCGCAACAGAUACAACUUUAAUCACCACAACAACAGCAACAGAGACACCCAUAACCCAAACAUCACAAACAACAGAGCCAGUUACAAUAACCGGGACAACAACGAACCAAGCCAGUCCAAGUCCUCAAGAGUCUACAUACACAACUACUACACCAGGAAUCACCACUAAAACAACUGAAGAAUCCACAGCUACAACCCCAUUUACAACAAUUGCAACAGAUACAACUUUAAUCACCACAACAACAGCAACAGAGACACCCAUAACCCAAACAUCACAAACAACAGAGCCAGUUACAAUAACCGGGACAACAACGAACCAAGCCAGUCCAAGUCCUCAAGAGUCUACAUACACAACUACUACACCAGGAAUCACCACUAAAACAACUGAAGAAUCCACAGCUACAACCCCAUUUACAACAAUUGCAACGGAUACAACUUUAAUCACCACAACAACAGCAACAGAGACACCCAUAACCCAAACAUCACAAACAACAGAGCCAGUUACAAUAACCGGGACAACGACGAACCAAGCCAGUCCAAGUCCUCAAGAGUCUACAUACACAACUACUACACCAGGAAUCACCACUAAAACAACUGAAGAAUCUACAACUACAACCCCAUUUACAACCAUUGCAACAGAUACAACUUUAAUCACCACAACAACAGCAACAGAGACACCCAUAACCCAAACAUCUACAACAACAAAGACACCUGAAUCCACAUCAAUACCAGCAACCACAACUGCACAUUACACUGCUUGCUAUGAUCUGAUUAGAAACCAAACCUGGCCAGAAGGUUAUGAAUGGACAGAAGACUGCUUCACUAAAAUUUGCAAAAACAAUGUAAUUGAGUUAAGACCUUUGAUAUGUCCAACUCCAGUCGUACCUGUGUGCCCCAGAGGGAUGCCAAAGCUGAUGAAAGAUAAACAAGGCUGCUGUGACACCUGGCAGUGUGACUGUCAGUGUGAUGUCUUUGGAGACCCACAUUACACUACCUUUGCUGGACAGGACUUUACGUUCCUGGAAAACUGUACAUAUGUUCUGGUGGAGGAAAGGACUGCUCUUUACAAUCUCAGCAUCAGCGUUGAUAAUUAUUACUGUGAGCCAUCUGCUUCUUGUGCCAAGGGCAUCAUUGUGCAGUACCAAAACAACACAGUCAUGCUUCAAGUGGUUGAAGUUCCCGAUGAUAUUCCCAUAUUACAAAUUACAGUGAAUCAAGUAACAAUAAAGGCCCCAUAUCAAGCACAUGGACUAAGCUUUGAGAGCACAGAUGCGGAAAUCUACAUUUACAUUAAAGAGAUCCGCUCAUACAUCUCUCUCAGUGUAUGGAACACACUGCAGAUCAACCUGGCAAUGGAGCAUUUCUUUAAUAACACACAGGGGCAGUGUGGUGUUUGUGGAGGCGACUCAUGUAUACGCAGGAAUGGUACAGCUGAGAGAGAGGACUGUUGUGAUAAGACUGCAUACGAAUGGAUAGAAAAUGAUCCAAUGAAACCGUAUUGUCAACAAGCUCCCCGGCAUGUGCCGUGUUUCCCUGAUAUACCAACUACUUCUCCUGGGCCAACACCACCGCCCUGCACAGCUCCUCUCUGUGACCUCCUCAGACAUCAAGUGUUCAGCAAAUGCCGUGGGGACAUUGAUGUGGAGAAGCUUGUGAAUAACUGCAAGUUUGAUUACUGUGUGGCCCAAAACAACGCCAGUGUGUGCUCCCCACUAGAGCGUCUAGCUGAUCACUGCAAGAAGAUGGGCACUUGUGUGGCCUGGCGAAAUCUUACCCGUGGAAUUUGUGACAAUACUUGUCCUGAAGGAAUGAUCUUUGAUGAGUGCCGGAGCACCCCAACUGACUUUUGCCGUGGCGGCGUGCGUGUUUCGGGAACAGUUUUGGAUACAGUUAGGUCUGGAUGUUUCUGCCCCAACAACCAGCUACUUGCUGAGAGACACAAGACGGUCUGUGUAUCCGAAUGCACCAAUUGUAAAGGCCCACUGGGAGAACCCAUGCUGGUUGGGGAAACAUGGGAGUCAAAUUGCCACAUGUGUACAUGCAAUAAUCAGACUCUGACAGAAGAAUGCUGGCCAAAACCUACACCUCCAUCUCCUAUAUGCAGUCCUGGCUUUGCUCUCAUCUCUGACUGCUGUGACAACCCGAUAUGCGUUGAGAAGACCUGUGAAUACAGUGGAACAACAUAUAAGGUGGGUGAAACAUGGAGGGACCCCAAGACCCCGUGUCUAUCAUAUCGCUGUACAAGUUCAGGCACUGAAAUAGAGCGGACUGUUUGUCCACAACAGUUUUGUCCUGAGGAACUUCGGUUUUGGGAUGAGAAUCAUUGCUGCUAUUCAUGCAACACAACGUGUGGAGUCAAGUUGUCCAGAAUGACUUUUGAGAACUGCACCCAGGAGGUCAUGCUGCCCACCUGUGAAGGAAACUGUGCAUCAGGCUCCUUUUGGCUGAGGUCUGGAAUAGAUCUGAAGUUGGAGCAUAAUCAGUCCUACUGCCGAGAGAGAGACUACGAGAUAAGACAGAUUUCUCUGGUAUGCAGUGGAGCUACAGCUACACAAUACACUUACAAACACAUCACCAGCUGUGAGUGUCAGCGUGAAGUCUGAAACCUCAAAAGAUCUGCAAUGUCACUGUAAUGCUCAGAGAACCAGGUCUGAGCAUCUUAAUUUUUUACAUGAUUUGUUGUCUCUAUAUAUGAUAUAUGAUAUAGCGAUCUGGUGAUUUCUGCUGUCACUGCCAAAAUAAAUUUUCUGUGAGCCAUUUGUUUUCUUUACAUUUUACACGUUGUGUGAUUAAAUACUAAAAUCUACAAUCUCAGGUUUAAAUGAUAAUCUAAUGCAGCUAAAUUUGACAUUUAUUCAUUUUGAAAUUCUUGAAUGUUCCUUGAAUGUCUGUUUUUAAUCACUUUCAACCAGUGGAUCAUGCAAUGCCUUUCAAUGAUGGAGUCAUAUUUGUAUGAAUCAUAUGUAAUCAAUAAAUAAAUAUAUGCAA
This is a messenger RNA of Tachysurus fulvidraco (yellow catfish), 8116 nucleotides long. RefSeq names its product mucin-2-like. Lineage: Eukaryota; Metazoa; Chordata; Actinopteri; Siluriformes; Bagridae. Gene Ontology annotation, molecular function: protein binding. The record is from RefSeq and is a predicted model, not a curated record. Gene Ontology annotation, cellular component: extracellular matrix. The transcript is spliced from 42 exons. The coding region runs from base 208 to 7731 and encodes 2507 amino acids.